GCAGCCAGCCGGGGCCGGGAGCCGGGCGGCCGCAUGUGCGAAGUGGGAACCCGGCCGCCGCUGGCCGCCGAACGCGGGGAGCCGCCCGGGGGGGCCGCCGCCUCCGAGAGGUGCCGAGACAUGGGAGAACAGCCCAUCUUCACCACCAGAGCCCAUGUCUUCCAAAUUGACCCCAGCACGAAGAAGAACUGGGUUCCCGCAAGCAAGCAGGCUGUAACUGUUUCCUACUUCUAUGACAGCACGAGAAACAGCUAUCGGAUUAUCAGUGUGGAUGGAGCCAAGGUGAUCAUAAACAGCACAAUCACCCCCAACAUGACCUUCACCAAAACCUCGCAGAAGUUCGGCCAGUGGGCAGACAGCAGAGCCAACACUGUGUUUGGGUUGGGCUUUCCCUCUGAGCAGCAGCUGUCCAAGUUUGCAGAGAAAUUCCAAGAAGUGAAAGAGGCUGCCAAGCUAGCAAGAGACAGAUCUCAAGAGAAAAUUGAGACCUCAAGCAAUCAUUCACAGGAGUCCGGGCGUGAAACACCAUCUUCCACCCGAGCAUCAAGUGUGAACGGGACAGAUGAUGAGAAGGCAUCCCACGGUGGUUCUGCUGAGGCACAGCUCAAGUCUGAGAAUGAUAAACUCAAAAUUGCUCUAGCCCAAAGUUCCUCCAACGUAAAGAAAUGGGAGACGGAGCUGCAGACGCUGAGGGAGAGCAACGCCCGUCUGACCACAGCGCUGCAGGAGUCGGCUGCCAGCAUAGAGCACUGGAAGAAGCAGUUCUCAGCCUGCAAGGAGGAGAACGACCAGCUCAGAAGCAAGAUUGAAGAACUGGAGGAGCAGUGCAAUGAAAUAAAUAAAGAGAAGGAAAGAAACGCACAGCUGAGCAGGCGUCUCCAGGAGCUGGAAACAGAGCUUCAAGACAAAGAGCUGGAACUGGAAGAGCUCCGAAAGCAGGGUGAAGUCAUACCACAGCUCAUGUCAGAAUGUGAAUCUGUAUCUCAACAAUUACAGGAUGCUGAGAAUAAGAACAAAGAUCUUGAAGAGAAAGUCAGAACACUAAGGACAGAAGUGGAAGAGAGCAAACACAGGCAGACCAACCUUAAAACUGAAUUAAAGAAUUUUUUAGAUGUACUAGAUGGGAAGAUAGAUGAAUUACACGAUUUCCGACAAGGACUGUCUAAACUUGGAGUUGACAACUAGAUGGCAAUAGAUUUUUGUAAUCUAGGGUCUGGAUGUUUGAUGUUUUGUUGAUCCCAACCAUGUGUUUUACAAAAUAUAACUAGAAUGUUCCACCUG
Messenger RNA from Gallus gallus (chicken), 1281 nucleotides. It is a transcript of the gene HOMER2, whose product is annotated as homer scaffolding protein 2. Gene Ontology annotation, molecular function: ATP binding; G protein-coupled glutamate receptor binding; protein serine/threonine kinase activity. Gene Ontology annotation, cellular component: cytoplasm; plasma membrane; dendrite. Lineage: Eukaryota; Metazoa; Chordata; Aves; Galliformes; Phasianidae. The record is from RefSeq and is a predicted model, not a curated record. Gene Ontology annotation, biological process: protein phosphorylation; regulation of store-operated calcium entry; G protein-coupled glutamate receptor signaling pathway. Bases 34 to 1185 code for a protein of 383 amino acids. The transcript has 9 exons.